Messenger RNA from Pristis pectinata (smalltooth sawfish), 7605 nucleotides. RefSeq names its product activated CDC42 kinase 1-like. The record is from RefSeq and is a predicted model, not a curated record. Gene Ontology annotation, cellular component: extrinsic component of cytoplasmic side of plasma membrane. NCBI's taxonomy places the organism in Eukaryota, Metazoa, Chordata, Chondrichthyes, Rhinopristiformes, Pristidae. Gene Ontology annotation, biological process: signal transduction; negative regulation of epidermal growth factor receptor signaling pathway; regulation of keratinocyte differentiation. Gene Ontology annotation, molecular function: protein binding; protein serine/threonine/tyrosine kinase activity; protein tyrosine kinase activity.
GAAGGAGGAAGUGGAGGAGAGUGAGAAUGUGAGCAACGUAUUUUUCACCCAAGGCCCUUGAAAACAGCUAAAUUCCUUCUCUGAGAGUGUAUCUUGCAUAUUCAAUUGUGGAGAUCUGAAAUUAAUCACCCAGACAUGAGCGACCAGUCAGAAUACCAGCGGCUGUCGAGCGAGGAAGAGGAGAAGCUCAGUGGGAGCAUGCAGUCAGAUGAGGGAACAGAGUGGCUUCUUGAACUCCUCACAGAGGUGCAGUUGCAACAAUAUUUCCUUCGCAUCCGUGAUGAUCUCAAUGUUACCCGGCUCUCCCACUUCGACUAUGUGAAAAAUGAGGAUCUUGAAAAAAUUGGAAUGGGCCGUCCUGGCCAGAGGAGGCUAUGGGAAGCUGUAAAACGAAGAAGGGCCAUUUGCAAGCGCAAAUCUUGGAUGAGCAAGGUGUUUAGUGGAAAGCGACCCGAGUCCGAGUUCCAGCCUCAGCCAGGAACAACGUUUCGCAAACUACCAACUCCUCCACCCGCCACACCACCAGAAGGCAAUCAGUCACUGACCUGCUUGAUCAGUGAGAAAGAUUUAACACUUCAUGAGAAACUGGGCGAUGGAUCCUUUGGAGUUGUCAGACGGGGUGACUGGCAGUCACCUUCUGGUAAAGUUAUGAACGUGGCUGUGAAGUGCUUGAAAACAGAUGUAUUAAAUCAACCCGAUGCACUGGAUGAUUUUAUACGAGAAGUCAAUGCCAUGCAUUUUCUGGACCAUCUCAACCUUAUCCGUCUAUACGGUGUAGUUCUGACCCAUCCAAUGAAAAUGGUUACUGAACUGGCUCCACUUGGUUCUUUACUGGAUCGUUUGAGAAAAAACCAAGGCUACUUUCUCAUUUCAACACUGUGCCAGUAUGCAGUACAGAUAGCAAAUGGCAUGGCUUACCUCGAGUCUAAGCGCUUCAUUCAUCGAGACCUGGCAGCUAGGAAUAUCUUACUGGCCUCAAAUGAGUUGGUGAAAAUUGGAGAUUUCGGACUCAUGAGGGCUCUUCCACAGAAUGAUGAUCAUUACGUCAUGCAGGAACAUCGCAAGGUUCCUUUUGCCUGGUGUGCCCCUGAAAGUCUGAAAACGCGAACAUUCUCACAUGCCAGCGACACCUGGAUGUUUGGUGUCACUCUGUGGGAGAUGUAUACAUACGGUCAGGAGCCUUGGGUAGGCCUCAACGGGAGUCAGAUUUUGCAUAAAAUUGAUAAGGAGGGUGAGAGGUUGCAAAGGCCCGAAGACUGUCCACAAGAUAUUUACAAUGUGAUGCUGCAGUGCUGGGCACACAAACCAGAGGACAGACCAACAUUUGUGGCACUCCGAGAUUUUCUGAUUGAGGCACAGCCUACAGACAUGCGAGCGCUGCAGGACUUCAGUGAACUGGAUAAACUACAAAUUCAGAUGAAUGAUGUUAUCACAGUCAUCGAGGGCAGGGCUGAAAAUUAUUGGUGGAGAGGUCAGAACAAGCGCACACUGAAGGUGGGACAGUUCCCACGAAAUACAGUGACUUCCGUCGCAGGCCUUUCAGCCCAUGACAUCAGCCAUCCGCUCAAGAACAGCUUUAUUCACACGGGGCAUGGAGAUACCAAACUUGAGCGUUGCUGGGGCUUUCCUGACAAAAUAGAUGAAUUGUACCUGGGCAAUCCUAUGGAUCCUCCAGAUGUACUUGGACUAGAUAUGAAGCUGACGAGGCCAACACAGCUACCAGGAAGAUCAAAGAAGGAGCCUCCUCCACGUCCUCCUCAGCCAACAAUAUUCGGCAAGAAGCCUGUCUAUGACCCUGUGAUUGGGGAGGAAACUGCAGGCUCUUUGCCUCUAAAAAAGCUCAGCCUGAAGAAACAGGGCCCAGCAAAGUCUCUAAAACUCAACAAACCUGCUGCUCGUGUUUCUGCCACAAAGUUAGGUGAGAAGCCAUCAGAAUGGAGUAAAUCGUCAGGUCAUACAAAUAAUGAGGUGGCUCUGAUUGACUUUGGAGAUGAUCAGACAGGUCACACUCCAUCUCCAGUACUGGAAAGUACUAUUCCUACACUGGCUAAGCUAGUAUUGGACUCGUACUCACUACUGGACAAGACACCGCCUCAGAGUCCUACCAGAACCUUGCCUAGACCUCUGCACCCUGUUCCUAUAGUUGACUGGGAUUCCAAACCCUUGCCUCCACCUCCAGCCUAUGAUGAUGUUGCUCAGGAUGAAGAUGAUUUUGAAGUCUCGUCCAUUAAUAGUCUGGAUACUGAAUUAAUUGGUGAACGGUCAAAAUAUGGAACUCCUCAGUUGCCAAGAAAUCAAGAAUCAGGAGAAACUAAUUAUGCAUUUGUACAUGAUACAGAUGGCAAAGGAAAACCCAAAGUGGAGGAUAAUUUGUUCCUUCCACCAAAGCAGAUGAAGCAGACUACCUUUUCCCAGUCAGCUGAAAUAUUUGAGGAACUACAACAAGAAUGCAUGAAAAGACUUAAUGUCCCUGUUAUUUCAACUCCAGCCUCCUCACCAACUCCCAUCUCCUUGUCAGCAAGUGUAUCUCCAACUACUUCUGAUGAUAAACCUCAGAUCCCACCACGGAUUCCCAUUCCUCCACGGCCUCUAAGGAGAAAUGAACUGGGCCGUUGGUCUGGUGAGUUGUCACCUGCAUCUGGAGGUGAAGAGGAUAAGCCUCCACAAAUUCCUCCCAGGGAUCCAUUGUCCCAGCCAUCCUCAAGAACUCCAAGUCCCAUGGCAAUUCCAGUUAGUUCUCCACAGCAAAGGACAACUGCAGCUUCAAUGGCAACAUUAACUGUAGGUGCAUACCUCUCAACAUCUCCUAGCAAGUUAAUGCCCACCACUCAGAGUUUUGCCUCCGAUCCAAAAUAUGCUUCACCCAAAGUUAUUCAGGCACAAGGAAAAGAUACCUCUAAGGGACCUUGUAUCUUGCCAAUAGUAAAGGAUGGCAAGAAGGUUAGCAGCACCCAUUAUUAUUUGCUUCCAGAGAGACCUUCUUACUUAGAUAAAUAUGAAAAAUUUUUCAAAGAGGCUGAGUGUGUGGAUGAACUCUGUUCCAAAAAAUUUGUGACCACAGCAACAGUGAGGCCAAUGGUACAACACCCUGAAUACAAGGCCAACUUUUCAUCCAACAAUAGCAACACAGGUCCUGGGCUUACAGUAAUGAAAAAUUCUCAUAGUCUGCAAAAAAUCUCUCUUGAGAGCUCCAGUGGAAAGACAGACUGUUUUACUCCAACGGAGAAAAUUAAAAUAGUUCAGGAAAAUGUUCAUGGCGUUACGAUGGAGGAAUGUCAGACCGCGCUUCAGAACCACACCUGGAAUGUUCAAAAAGCCAUACAGUACCUCAAGGUUGAGCAGCUAUUCUGUCUCGGGUUGAAGACAAGAAGUGAAUGUCAGAAGAUUCUAGAAAUGUUUGACUGGAAUCUGGAAUUAGCCAGUUGCCACCUGCUAGACACUUACAGUGCAGCUCGACAUAGGCGAUGACAAGCUUCACAGUGGAGAAAACAAACUUGACACGUAUUGGAUAAUUGCUCCAAUGUCGUCGGGAUUGUGGAAUACAGGUGUUCUCUGGACAGAAUUUUCAAAGCAUAUUUUGUGAAGAAAAGGAUAUCAAAUGACUGUCACUAACUAACUCGUGCACUAUUUGUGCAUUGUGGUCCUGCUGGUAGGUGGGAAUCCACUUCUCAAUAGCAGUAUUCUUCAAAAGCAACAGGUUGUUUGUUUUGUUCAUGGUGAAAAGAUAUGUAAUUUUGUGGCAUACGGUAAUCCCAACAGCCUUCUGUAUAUAAAUAUAAAAUAUAUAUAAUAUAAAUUUUAUUUGACAAGUUGAUGGUAGAUUGCAGUUGUGUUUAUAUUUUGCAUUAAAUUUGUCACAUUGAUGUUCUAAUAAUUAUUUAAUUUGUUUUCCUAAAAGACAGUUGAAUGAGUUUAACAUUCUGAAUUUCCUAUCCAGGUAAAGUUUACCCAUUUUAGAUUUCUUCAAGGAUGCAUAUUUUUGAAAGCUAUUAGCAUGACCUUUACUGAUUGAGACCUGGUAUUAAGUUAGUCAUGCUAAAUCUGUCAAACUAUUUUUCCUCUUCUGUAAUAUGGUACAUUUAAGUGCCCAUUCCCUGUGCUGCAGUUCUCAUCAAAUCUAUAAAUAGGAAUAAUAGGUUUAAGACCACAUAUUACAGUUGAGUUUUGGGAUUGGCCAUAGUAUGAGCACAAGGCCUAAGAUUGCUGAAAUUGUAAUUUAAAACCACAGGGUACUUCAACACACAUACAUUUUCGAAAAAAGUUCUGAUUAGCUCUGUUAGUUCACUAUGUGAAGAACUAGUCCUAGUCAAUAGCAAAACAAGUAAUGAGUCUAAGAAAAGAUGGAUGCAAGUUGCAUGACCUCAGUGGAAAUGACCCCUCUUUCUAAACCAUGGUCUUGCAAAUUUAAAAACUGCCGGGGAUUGUACAUCGGUACUGCAACUUACUGGAUUGUCUACUAGGAUAAAAUGAUAUAGCAAAAAAAAUGGGGAACACUGGGGAGUGUGAAUUAGGAGGUAUAAGAUUUUAUCCAUAUUACAAAUAAAUUAUUGGUGAUAUUUAAACUGACAAUAACCGAGUCUGGGGAAAAGCAUAGCUCAAGAUCAUAAAGUAACCUGUAUUCUUUUCAUAGACACGAUAUCAUUGUGGUGCUACUUAGACACUCUAACAUAAUACAAAUGAAAUCAUCACUGACCCAUUUCUCAAUGCUCCUCUGGGUUUCGAUGUUAUCAAAUCAGUUAGCUGUCCUUCCACAUAGAUUAAGUGGUUUGUUACCAAUAGUUUGAAAUUGACAUGAAUUAUUCAAAGUAAUCUUUUCAUUUUGAGCUGAGCAUCCUAUCCAUUAUCUUAUUUAAAGCUUUUUUGCUUUUAUCUUUGGAACUGCCUGGCCUACCCAUUUGCUGCUGAAUCUUUUCUAUGCAGUUGCCAUUUCCAGACAUGACUACUUCAACACUCAUUGACCUUCCAUCUUCUUAUUUUCCAUAAACUGUAACGAAAUUCAAACACUGCUAUUAGUUUUCUAUCCUUUACAGGUAUCAUCCUUGUCCUUUGUGACCAGCUUUGGCCUCUAUUCCAGUAUAGCUGCCUUUCAAAGGUUCCUUUCUUCUAUUAGGCUUUUGAUAUUGUUCUACUUUGUCUUUGAUUAUGCAGCAACUUAAAUUAUUUUUCGUCAGGAUCCAGAUUACCAUCAGUGUUACAAUAAAAGUUGUUUUGACACCCUCUGUAAAUGUUUUAACAAAGAAUUUUAUGAAAUUUCCCCUAAGUUUAAAUUUGAUAGCAGUACCAAAUUAAAACGAUGGAUGUUGUGGGUGGAUCUUAAUUCUGGACCAUAUAACUUAGGAUCAUCAUCCGCUGUUAUGAAACCUUAAGAACCAGUCAGUUUACUGGAUUCCUGUUUUGGAACUUAGUGAUUCGAAAAAGAAAUUGGAUGGACCAUUCUCAAGACUUUUCAGGUUCCACUGUUGGUCUGUCUGGCUCUACUCAUAACUGAGAGAUCAGAAGAAAGUCAGAUUUCUACUGAAUUUUAUUUUGAGUUUGUUUCGGUCCAUUUAAGAGGGUGGAUGGACCAAAAUGUCAAUUCCAUUGUAAUUCAAUCUUUAGCCUGGAGAUUGGAUAAACUAUCUGCAGAUUUCUGCCCAGGUUCUCCGAUCAGUCCAAAGCCACACUCUGGCAAUAGGGGGUGCAUUUUCUGCAAGUCGGAACAAACUUUUGGAAUAUUUUAGAAAUGGGAACUGUGUGGUAAUCUAUUCUUAUUGAGGACUGCAGUAACACUCAUUCAUCAGAAACAAAAUUAGAACAGCAUUGCACCCUUAUUUAUUCAAAAAUGUUGUUGUUACAAUAUGUUCUACAGUACUACACAUUUCGAUAAUGUAAUUGUAUGGAAGCUGUUAUUAAUAACUUAUGACAAGUUAUUCCAUAAUUAAUCUGUGAAAGAAUCAUUGCAUCAGGACAAAGCCUGGCUGAGAAAUCCAUAUUUAAUUCAUUUAUUCGUUAAUCUUAAAUUCUCUCAGUGAUUCUUUGGUCUAAGUAUGGUACCAUGACCAAAGGCAAUCUGGAUCAAAGAAUAGGAGGUAAAAGAUCACAUGGUCAGUCUUUACAAUGUUCCUUCUGAGUCCCUGUCUCUCCCUUUCAGCUUUGGUGAACCCUACCUUUGUACCACAUGCUUCAGGUCGGAUAGUUGAUCACUAGCAUUUUCCUCGCAUUCACUGUUAUUGUGUAAUCUGUUAUCCUCCCCUGAAGUGAAACAACCUUAUGCACAGAGCAGUUCCUGCCUGAGAACUUUUAAAAAAAAAUAAAAUCUAGACGGGCUUGUUUGUGUUCCGAUAUUCAAGAUUUUAGCUUUAUUUUAGCACCCUUAUACUGGAGCUGCUAAAAAAAACUUCUUCACCUAUGUUUAGAAGCAUUCUAACUACCAGCAGUGUAGUUAGUAUGAUUGAGUGCAUAUUAUCUUGCCCCAUCAAGCCAGAUGCAACACAUAAUUUAUGCUAGAGAAUGAUAGUUCAUCAAUCAUCUUUGGGCCUUAAGUAUGCCAUCUAAUGGCCUAAUCAGAAAAAUCACUUAGAAAAUGGCCUUUACAGUUGAAUCAAUGAGACAGUUGCUCAAAUGACCAAUUCUGGGUAUGCUUUAAAACGAAGAUGUGAUUUGUACCAUCUAAGUAUGGAGAUCAUGUGGGUGGGGAGGGGGGAAGGGGUUCUGAGAAAAUGAACACUGCACAUUUGUAUAAAGUUUAUUUUUCAAUCUGUUUUGUAGAAGUUCAGUUGUUGCAUGUCUUGUACUCAGCAUUUCUUGGAUUGCAACAUUGUCAUAAUGCUACAUUUGGAAAAAAAAGUAGUGUUAACUCAGGUCUUGUUGGAUCCUUGUAAAACAAAAAAAAUAAAAGUUGUUGUACUGAAAUGUGAGGUAAUUCCCUCUGUUAUAGAAAAAAAAACUGUCCAUAUGUUUUUCUGAGUUCUGUGAAUAUUUGUAAGGUAUUCAUGCAUUUCUAUUUGUGGUUAACUACAAUUUCAGUGUAGUAUUCAUCCACAUGAAGCCAGUGCUUAGAAUUAAAUGGGGCCACUAGUACAUUGCUGCAACGUUUCUCCCAUUUCACCUCUAUUUUUGGAUGGUGUUUUUCACACGUCUUUGUGGAUACGAAAAGUCUAAUUAGCUCUAAUGGACUUUGUUGCUGUAUUCAGACACAAGUAAUAAACAAUAAUUGUGUACCAACACCCAUAACAUUUACAUUAAUGUAAAAAAACUUCCAUUAUCCAUGUGCUGAUUACUUCAAUAUUAACACAGUAUCAGAAUAUCUUUCCUCUAGCCCAAAAGCAGUGAUAAGAUGUACUAACAUUACAUUCAGACAAUGUAUUGCUGUUAGGAUGUUCUGAGAAACUGUACUGAAAAUUUGUGUCAAGUUUAUUUCUGAGAUUUUUUUUUAGAAGCUAACUUGUAUGCAGUCAUAUCUGGAACCCUUGAUAAUGUGAACUGGGAAAGGGAGAAAAUAGUUUAUUGCUGCACGCAAAACCAGUCUGAGGAGAACCUAUGACAUGGUGAGAAACACAGCAAGUUUAUAACAUUGUGAAAUUGUUUUACUCAUAAAAUAAAAUCAUUGUAAUUUCUGAAAUAAAA